AUGAGUGGGGGUACUACAAACAGCAAAGGAGGAGGAGGAGGUGGUAGUGGUAGUAAUCCAACUACUAAUACUGCUAAUACUACUACUACUACUAAUGCUAAUAGUAGUAAUGGUGGUGGCGGUAUUCUGGCUACUAGUUUUCCGGAUCUCAUUGGCCCAUCAUUGCCGUGGCGCUAUCGUGAGCGGCGGCCAGUGGGGCGGGGUGCCUGUAGUACUGUAUGGACACUCAUUGAUAACACCACAGAAAAGAUUGUGGUUGGCAAACUCUCAGAUCUUGCACUUAUGAGUGAAACCAAUAAAAACUUUUCCCGUACAGAGGCUGUUAACAUUUCCAUGUGUGAACAUCCCAAUAUUAUUAAACUCCUUGAUACAUACGAGCGAAAUGAUAAACUACUGCAUAUUCUGGAAUACGCUGAUGCAGGGGACUUGAUGACGCAGGUAGAAGUACGUGGUAAUCACUUCACACAGAAUAAUAAUAAUAAUAAUAAUAAUAAUAAUAAUAAUAAUAAUAAUAAUAAUAACGGCAAUGGCUCUCAUAGUAAUGGAAGAUUAUCCAAUGUUGACAGAGAAAACUCACGAUAUACGCCGUGUUAUUAUCAAGAAAAGGAAAUUCUCGUCAUUAUGGCCCAACUGUGUCUUGCCGUCAAAUAUAUUCAUGAUAAAAAGAUCAUGCAUCGUGAUCUCAAAACACCUAAUGUCCUUCUUACCAAAAGUGGAUUAAUUAAACUUGGUGAUUUUGGGUUUUCACGUCAAUACGAUCAAAGUCUCUCUGCAGAUGUGGGACGAACUUUCUGUGGAACUCCCUAUUAUCUUUCCCCGGAGUUGUGGCGUCGUGAGAGUUACAGCUAUAAGGCAGAUAUCUGGUCACUUGGGGUGAUUCUCUAUGAAUUAAUGACACUGCGUAAACCCUUUUCCUCUACAGAUAUGAUGGAUCUCAUGCAGCGGGUUCUCACGGAGGGUAGUUACGAUCCCCUGCCCACAGAUCGUUACAGUCGUGGUUUGUGUGAUUUGUGUGGUGCGAUGUUGCGGGUGGAUCCACAUGCGCGUUUGAGUAUUACGGAGGUACUCGCCACGCCUGUGCUGCGGGAGGAGGGACUGCAGUUUUUGAAAACAAAUGUGCCGCGGCUGCGGGGGGUGGAUCAGGCGGUGCGGGAUCGAUUGGUGUGGGAGGUGGAAUGGGUGCAGCGGGGAUGCAGCUCAGGCACACCGCCGCCUCCUCUCAGUAGUAUUACUAAUAAUAAUAAUAAUAAUAAUAAUAAUAAUAAUAAUAAUAAUAAUAAUAAUAAUAAUAAUAGUAUUAAUAAUAAUAGUAUUAAUAGUAAUAGUAAUAGUAAUGCUGAGAAUCACCACAACUAUCAUCAUCAUCAUCAUAAGAGGGAAGAUAGCAGUGAGAUGACACGGUAG
Messenger RNA from Trypanosoma theileri, 1404 nucleotides. RefSeq names its product putative protein kinase. The record is from RefSeq and is a predicted model, not a curated record. The transcript has a single exon. NCBI's taxonomy places the organism in Eukaryota, Euglenozoa, Kinetoplastea, Trypanosomatida, Trypanosomatidae. Gene Ontology annotation, molecular function: protein kinase activity; ATP binding. Bases 1 to 1404 code for a protein of 467 amino acids. Gene Ontology annotation, biological process: protein phosphorylation.